CAGAGCUCAGCAGGGUGUAAGGGCCCAUCAGAGCAGGUCAGGCCAGGCUGAAACACCCCGUGUGUAUCAGCAAUCAGCUCCUGCACGGAGGGAGGGCUUGAGGCUGUUCCUUCCCAGGACAGGGAGCAGUGUUCUGCAGAUGUGUAAAUGUAGCACAGAGACAGCUCUGGCUGAUGUUACAGCUCUGUGUGUUCUCAGCAGAGCUCCCUGCAGGAUCCAAAUCCUCCUUUCGUCCUCUUGGAGCUUCUUACUCUGCACUGAGCUGCUGCUUGAUCCUGUAACUCUUCAUCUGUGUGAGCCCAACUUACCGGGUGAGGUGAAGUGGAAAGGGAAGGACCUGUUUGAUCUGGUGUGCAGGACACUGGGACUGCGGGAAACCUGGUUCUUCGGGCUGCAGUACACCAUCAAGGACACGGUGGCCUGGCUGAAAAUGGACAAGAAGGUCCUGGAUCACGAUGUCCCCACAGAGGAGCCCAAAACCUUUCACUUCCUGGCCAAAUUUUAUCCUGAGAAUGCAGAGGAGGAGUUGGUCCAGGAAAUCACCCAGCACUUGUUCUUCCUGCAGGUGAAGAAGCAGAUUUUGGAUGAGAAGAUCUUCUGUCCUCCUGAAGCCUCUGUCCUGCUGGCCUCCUACGCUGUCCAAGCCAAGUACGGCGACUACGAUCCCAACGUCCACAAGAGAGGCUUCCUGGCACAGGAGGAAUUGCUUCCCAAGCGGGUAAUCAACCUGUACCAGAUGACUCCAGAGAUGUGGGAGGAAAGGAUAACAGCCUGGUACGCAGAGCACCGGGGCAGAGCGAGAGAUGAAGCUGAAAUGGAGUAUCUGAAGAUAGCCCAGGACCUGGAGAUGUAUGGUGUGAACUACUUCGCCAUCAGGAAUAAAAAGGGCACAGAGCUGCUCCUUGGAGUUGAUGCCUUGGGUCUUCACAUUUAUGACCCGGACAACAGGUUGACCCCUAAAAUCUCCUUCCCGUGGAACGAGAUCCGGAAUAUCUCCUACAGUGAUAAAGAGUUUACGAUUAAGCCAUUGGACAAAAAGAUUGAUGUUUUUAAAUUCAAUUCAUCAAAGCUGCGUGUGAAUAAGCUGAUUCUUCAGCUGUGCAUUGGGAACCACGACCUCUUCAUGAGGAGGAGGAAGGCAGACUCGCUGGAGGUGCAGCAGAUGAAAGCACAGGCCAGGGAGGAGAAGGCCAGGAAGCAGAUGGAACGACAGUGCCUGGCACGAGAGAAGCAAAUGAGAGAAGAGGCUGAGAGGACCAGGGAUGAACUGGAGAGGAGGCUGAUGCAGCUGAAGGAGGAGGCAACGAUGGCCAACGAGGCUCUGAUGAGGUCGGAGGAGACGGCGGAUUUGCUGGCGGAGAAGGCGCAGAUCACAGAGGAGGAGGCCAAGCUCCUGGCUCAGAAGGCGGCCGAGGCCGAGCAGGAGAUGCAGCGCAUCAAGGCCACGGCCAUCCGGACCGAGGAGGAGAAGAGGCUGAUGGAGCAGAAGGUGCUGGAGGCAGAGAUGUUGGCACUGAAAAUGGCCGAGGAGUCGGAGAGGAGGGCAAAGGAGGCUGAUCAGCUCAAGCAGGACCUGCAGGAGGCUCGUGAGUCGGAACGCAGGGCGAAGCAGAAGCUCUUGGAGAUCACCAGCAAGUCUUCCUACACACAGUCCAUGAACUCGAGUACCACAGCACUGCCCACUGACCUGCCAAGCUUCAACCUCAUCAGUGAGAGCCUCUCCUUCGACUUCAAGGAUACAGACAUGAAGAGGCUGUCCAUGGAAAUCGAGAAGGAGAAGGUGGAGUACAUGGAGAAGAGCAAGCACCUGCAGGAGCAGCUCAACGAGCUGAAGACAGAAAUUGAGGCACUGAAGCUCAAGGAGAGAGAGACAGCUCUGGAUAUUUUGCACAAUGAGAACUCCAGCCGGGGAAACAGCAAGCACAACACUAUUAAAAAGCCUCAAGCCCAGGGCAGAAGACCUAUCUGCAUUUGAGAAUUCCAACUCACCCUGCAGAGCACCAAGUCCCGUGUGGCCUUCUUCGAGGAGCUCUAGGAAACAACUUCUCCACACCGCUGCUGCUUCCCAAGGGCUCGGCCCAGCCGGGGCCUGUCCCGGGGCCGGGGGCUCCCCGAGGGAUCACCCCGGACCCCGCCGGCUGCUCCAGCCUCUCUGCACACCCACGGACUCGGGGCUGGCUGCCCACGGACUGUGUGAUGUUCUCUAGCUUAGCAGCCGCUCAUCCUCCUCCUGACACUUCGUUUUCCUUGGGUUUCCAGCUUUUUUUCCUUAUUUUUCUAGCAUUGCUUCCAGGCUCGGCCCUCCAGGCUUUUCCCUGGAGCCGGGGUCGGGGCUGUGGCCGUGCCUUCCCACCCUGGCAGCCAACACAGGAGUGUGCCCGAGGGUCUCCCUCUGCCGGGAGAGAGGUGUUGUCACCCCUCUGGAUUGCCUUCUUCUGCCGGCUCUGGAGCCCCCUGUGCCGGUCUGGAGCUCCAGGUGCCGGCCCUGGAUGCUCUGCUGGGCUCCCGGAGCCCCGUCAGGCGGCGGUGCCGGGAGCUCCAUUAGGAUCCCGAGCAUGUUCCAGUGGAGUGCUGUAAAUCAGGAACGUCGUGCUGGCUCUCCCGGCGCCCGCUGGGGUGGGAGAGGAGCAGGGAGCGGGAGGACAGGGACCUGGGGCUGGGGGGAUCCUGGGCUGCUUCCCCGGGGACAGGAGGUGGGAGGAAGGGCUCCUCCUCCUCCUCCUCCUCCCUGCUGGGAACAGGGAGCGGGAGAACAGCUAGUGCCAACCAAAUGAAACCUUAUUGUUCCUGCAAACUGUGACCAACCUGGGCAGCUUCAGGCUGGGGGGAUCCAGGGGCUCCGGGCUGGGCUUUCCCUGGGUCCCGGGGCAUCCCAGCCCCUCGGAGCCCCCCGGGAAUGCCGGGCUGGGCCCGGGGCUGCCUGUUCCUGCCUGUCCCAUCGCGGGUGCCUUUGCUCUGACCCCCCCGCGGGGGGAACAGGGAUGCCCUGACCUUCCCUUCCUGUCUCCAUCCCAAAUCCUGUGCACCUUUCAGCUGGAAUCCUCUUCCAGCAGCGUUUACCCUCCAGCAGAGCCGGUGCUGCCCCGGGGAUCCCUCACAUCCCCUCAGGACCCCCAGUUCCUCACCCAAGCCCCACAGAGGCUCAGCCCGGGGCUUGGCGUGGAGUAAAUCCCAUCCCAGCCCUGGUUAUUGAAAUCCUGGGAUCGAUUCCCCGCACGUGGCUGCGGUUCGGAUGGCUGUGGCCUGGCACAGCCGCUUUCCCAUCCCCUGGACUGUUGUACUCCGAAGGAAUAACUGUUUUCUCCUGUUUUAAUAAAAAUUCACAGCACUAA
This is a messenger RNA of Parus major (Great Tit), 3332 nucleotides long. RefSeq names its product neurofibromin 2 (gene NF2). The transcript is spliced from 17 exons. Gene Ontology annotation, molecular function: actin binding; cell adhesion molecule binding. Gene Ontology annotation, cellular component: adherens junction; cytoskeleton; plasma membrane. The record is from RefSeq and is a predicted model, not a curated record. Gene Ontology annotation, biological process: positive regulation of early endosome to late endosome transport; positive regulation of protein localization to early endosome; regulation of cell shape. Bases 140 to 1975 code for a protein of 611 amino acids. NCBI's taxonomy places the organism in Eukaryota, Metazoa, Chordata, Aves, Passeriformes, Paridae.